CUUUCUCUCCUUCGCAUCCAUUUACACACACACACACACUCUCUCACAGAACACACAGUAAACACAUUGAAUUGCAGUAACCAUUCUUCCUGAAUCUCUUCCAUUUUUAUCUCCCCAUGUAGUCUCCUCAGAUCUCAUACCCCCUUUAGGCAAAUUCCUAAACCCAAAAAAAAAAAGGGUCUGUAUUUGCUUUUGGGUCUUAUCUUUUAAGGAAAGAAUUUGAGAAUGGUGGUCAAGAUGAUGAGGUGGCGACCAUGGCCACCCCUGCAGACGAGAAAAUACGAGGUCAGAUUGAAAGUACGGAGACUGGAGGGUUCUCUGGCGGUGAUGGGGAACGGCAGCAACAAUAAUGAUUGGGUGCAUGCGUCUUCUGCAGAUAAAGAAGGUGGUGGGGCCGCUCCACCGGGAUUCACGGUGGAGAUCAGGUGGAAGGGACCCAAGAUCGCCCUCAGCACUUUCAGGAGGAGCACUGUUAAGAAGAACUGUACUAGAGAGGAGAGUGUCAAAACCCAGGAAGAUGGUGAAAACGGUGGCUUCUUGGUGCUGUGGGACGAGGAGUUUCAGAGUGUUUGUACUCUUUCUGGGUACAAGGACAAUGUGUUUCAUCCCUGGGAGGUUGCCUUUGCUGUCUUCUCCAAUGGUUUGAAUCAAGGGGCAAAGAACAGGGGAUCUCUUGUUGGUACAGCAGUCUUGAACCUUGCUGAAUUUGCUAGCGUGACUGAAAAGGAAGUUGAAACCGAUAUUCCUUUGGUACUUUCUGGCUGUACAUCUGAGCCUCGGCUCUCACUUCGUAUAUUGUUUAGCUUAUUGGAGCUGAGAGGUGCACAAGAUUCAGUAGAGUCAGCACAGAGGACAAGUUUUCCUGUUCAGUCUCCACUACAGUCUGGAGAUAGUCCCUUACCAGAGAAAGAUGAGCUUUCUGCUCUUAAAGCUGGUCUCAGAAAGGUCAAAAUUUUUACAGAGUACGUGUCCACCCGGAGAGCUAAAAAGGCUUGCCGUGAGGAAGAAGGAAGUGAAGGCAGGUGCUCGGCCAAGAGUGAGGAUGGCGAUUAUGCUUACCCAUUUGACACAGAUUCACUGGAAGAAUUUGAUGAAAGAGAAUCAGAUGAUGGCAAGGAAAACGCUACUGUUAGGAAGUCAUUUAGUUACGGAACAUUAGCUUAUGCUAACUUUGCAGGUGGGUCGUUUUACUCCAAUUCUAGGAGCAACAGUGUUGAUGAGGAUUGGGUUUACUAUAGCAACCGCAAAUCUGAUGUUGGCUGCCCACCUGUUGAUAAUCCAAUUACUUCUGUUUCUGAGGCAUCUGUCUUGCAGAAUACGAAACGUAGUAUAUUACCUUGGAAAAAGAGGAAGCUGAGCUUCAGAUCUCCUAAAACCAAAGGCGAGCCAUUGCUGAAGAAGGGAAAUGGAGAAGAAGGCGGAGAUGAUAUCGACUUUGAUCGCCGGCAGCUCAGCUCAGACGAAUCUUUCUCUUUCUGGUGGCGGAAGACAGAUGAAGACUCAAGUGCACAUCGCUCAUCUGUAUCUGAGUUUGGAGAUGACAAUUUUGCUGUUGGUAAUUGGGAACAGAAAGGAAUUAUGAGCCGAGAUGGACAUCUGAAGCUCCAUACCCAGGUGUUCUUUGCUUCUAUUGACCAGCGAAGUGAGCGGGCAGCUGGAGAGAGUGCAUGCACUGCCCUUGUUGCUGUAAUUGCUGAUUGGUUGCAAAAUAAUCGUGAUCAUAUGCCGAUUAAAUCACAGUUUGAUAGUUUAAUCAGGGAAGGAUCUCUAGAAUGGAGGAACCUUUGUGACAAUGAGAUUUACAGAGAGCGAUUUCCUGACAAGCACUUUGAUCUUGAGACUAUCCUACAUGCUAAAAUUGGUUCUCUUUCUGUAAUUCCUGGAAAGUCAUUUAUUGGAUUUUUUCAUCCAGAUGGGAUGGAUGAGGGAAGAUUUGAUUUUCUUCAUGGUGCCAUGUCAUUUGACAAUAUCUGGGAUGAAAUCAGCCGUGUUGCUUUAGAAUGUCCAGGUGACAGUGAACCUCAGGUCUACAUUGUCAGUUGGAAUGACCAUUUCUUUGUGCUUAAGGUUGAAGCUGAAGCUUACUACAUCAUCGACACCCUAGGAGAGAGACUCUAUGAAGGAUGUAACCAGGCUUACAUACUGAAGUUUGACAGGAACACAACCAUCUACAAGUUGCCAAAUACUGCUCAAUCAUCCCAAGAAAAAUCUGUUGGUGAUCUGCCAGUUGUUGCAGCAGCAGAACCAAAGAAUGCGGAUUCCCAGCAGGUAAGCUCAAAAGAAGGUUCGUCAGAAGAUUCUGAACCAAUGAAGAGUGAAGAGGAGGAAGAACUGGUCAUAUGUCGAGGCAAAGAGUCGUGCAAGGAGUACAUAAAGAGCUUCUUGGCUGCUAUUCCUAUUAGGGAACUGCAGGCAGAUAUCAAGAAAGGUUUGAUAAAAUCAACGCCCCUACAUCAUCGAUUACAGAUUGAAUUUCACUUCACUGACCUACAGUUACCAGCCCCUGUAAGUCCACCAGUAGAAGAAGUCGCUUCAAUUGUGCAACAAGUAAUUGAAGUUGCCUAAAAGACGUUUGCUGCAUAGUGACUUCAAUGUAAAUGCAUAGACAAGCAUGUUAGUCCUAACUUUGCCUUUUUCUUUUCCCUUAGUCUUGAGGUGAAUGGGUUAAAAGAGUGCCCAUUUGAUCUUUUUUUUUUGGUUGCGCUUGUAACUGAGUAUAGUAUGUUGCGAUGCUGUUUUCCAGCUGAUGCGUCCGGGUCGUUCUGGUCUCUCUGUAGUCUGUCUUUAAUCUUACCUUCUCUCAAAGGGAUACUUUUGUAAAUGACUUUGUUUAAUUUCGACUUUGUUUAAUUUCUGCAAGUGUUCUAUAA
Messenger RNA from Coffea eugenioides, 2870 nucleotides. RefSeq lists its product as uncharacterized. Bases 226 to 2565 code for a protein of 779 amino acids. NCBI's taxonomy places the organism in Eukaryota, Viridiplantae, Streptophyta, Magnoliopsida, Gentianales, Rubiaceae. The transcript is spliced from 4 exons. The record is from RefSeq and is a predicted model, not a curated record.